AUGGCGGACGCUUGCGUGUGGAAAGACGUAUUUACUAAUGAUGAGAGAAUUGUUUUGCAACAAGGUUACUUAAUUACAGGUUUACUGUCAGUGAUAUUUAGUUUCUGGUUAAGCGUGACUCUCCUAUUUACUAACCUUCGAUAUGAUGAUAGUUAUCUCAACAUGGGUAAUUUCAUCGUGGUAGCUUGUACCAGACGUAUUGUACCAAUGUUCCUACACCUGCCGUUUGUCAACUACAUCGAGACUUUAUACGGAUUUCAAAUAUUCUCUUGUGAACUUUUUGCUUUCGUGGAGACGUUUUUGGCAGUGUUCGAGGUCGAAUGCCUGACACACGUCUGCAUUGAAAGAUACGUUGUUUCAAAAUACAUCGCUAAUGGUUGGCAGAUACAAAAGAAACAUUAUUACUUAUUUACUUGUCUUUGCUUGUUCUUUUCUUGUCUGUACUCUAUACCGCCGCUGUUUGGUUUUGGAAAGUAUGGACAUGAUUUGGAUUGUACAUCAUUCACCUUCGACAUGGUACUACCAGAAACUUGGCAGAGAUAUUCCAUCGUCACCAUUUUCUUACUUCGAAGCGUCAAACCAGCGAUCGUUAUGAUUAUGACGGUCGUAUGGGCUCGAGUGUUGGAGAGAAAGUUUCCAUGCUGUGUUAAGAAUCAACAUAUAACUCGAAGUGUUUUAGUAAUAACAAUAGUGAAUCUAUUGUGCUGGACACCAAUAGCAAUGAUUAGAGGAUAUGUGGUGUCGUAUUUCUUUGUGCACAUGGAUGUACCGCGUCUACCGUCCACAGUUUACAUAACAUGGGCCUUGUGGAUACAUUGGGUUGCGCCUGCGCUGACAGCUAUAGCACUGUUGCUGGUUGAUGAUCGUGUGCGCAACAAGAUGUUUAACUUGCAAGAUUAUGGAGUUGAAAAUGAUAACAAAAGAAACUAAACAGUAAUUGUAAUGUAGUGUUUAUUAUUAUUGGCAUUUGCUUAUGUAUGUCAUCAGAUGUCUGCAUUUAUAUAGGUAGAAGUAGAUAUUAUGUAAGUAUUGACAAUCGGAUGG
This is a messenger RNA of Spodoptera litura, 1044 nucleotides long. RefSeq names its product rhodopsin. NCBI's taxonomy places the organism in Eukaryota, Metazoa, Arthropoda, Insecta, Lepidoptera, Noctuidae. Gene Ontology annotation, cellular component: membrane. The record is from RefSeq and is a predicted model, not a curated record.